CGUCGCGGCGUGGUUGUGUGCCCAUCGAGAUAGUCCCAGAAAAUACUUUAAGAACCAUCCCAAUAUUAUCGGACCAAAGAUCGCGUGUUUUGUGAAGUGAUAAAAAAGAUUUAUUGAUGAUUUAUGACAAGUCUGUGAAAAGGGCAGCAGUAAUUUGGAAAAAUUAAUAAAGCUGUGGGAGUUUCGAAAAACACAUAUUGCAAAUAAAGUUUUAAGAAAUUAUUUUUGGAGUAAGCUCAUAAGCGUUUCGCCGAAAAUUAGAGCAUAAGGCGAGCGAGUGGGUGGAAGGGGCAAAAUGGGCGCCCUCCGCCAGACCAUCCGCCCGAGCCAGCGGAUGCCGUGCACCACGGUGCGGAUGCGUGAUGUUCGCGCCCCGGCCUUUGACAACUGAAAAUGCCAAAAGGUAGCAAAGCAGCAGCAGCAGCAGCAGUCCCCGUCCCUGCCAAUCGAUAACCGCAGCACACAAAGUGCUGAUCAGCCAAUCAAGGCGAGUAACUAAGCGAUAUAGGGGUAUAUAUAGUCAAAGAGUCCCCCGAAAAAAAAGAGGAGCAAAAAAGCCAGAAACCCCGAGCCCCAGGAUGCGGAUGUGGAUGUGGAUGCCGCAGGCUGUGCAGCUGCUGUUUGUGAUGGGCUUGUGGGUGAUGCAAGGUCAGGCGCAGUUGGAAUCCAUGGGACAGACAGCCGGAGCAGCGGGAUCGGGAACUGCAACUGGAUCCCCAUCCCUAACCCCAUCCAUUCCAUCGCGGAACCGCAUCAAGGCGGAAGCGGAUGCCCUGAUGACGGGCGACAGCUUCAACAUUCGCCACGGGCGCUCUCGUUCGCAUUUCCUCCACUCGAACAGCAGUGGUGGGAGUGGUGGUAGCGGUGGUAUACCCACCACCCGGCUCCUCCUGGUCCCACCGCCCACUCAGUUGCCCGGAGCGGGUGGCACCUCCCCGGCUCCCGUCACGCAUAAAAUCCGCAAAUUGCACAAGAAGAAAAUCAACGAGAGCAUUCGCAAGAGUGUGGACAAAAGUCUGGGCCUCCUCCAUCCCGCCAAGAACCAUCGCAGUCUGGCCGAGGCCGAGCAUCUGCAGGGUCGUCCUGCCACCGAGGACACCGAGGAUACGGCACUCAGCGAGGUCAUGCAGCUGGCGGAUGAGAUUGAGCUGGAGAGUUCAUUCGCCACGGUGGCCCCAACAGGUGAUCCGGAUAUCGUUGUCAAGCAGGCGCGCCAAUUUGUGCGUGAUGAGGCCAAUUACGAGAGGGAGCAGGAGGAUGAACCUCUAGGGGAGGAAGAGGAGGAGGAGGAGGAAGAGGAGGAGGAGGAGGAGCUGACUGUAUCAACCACCACAAAACCCAAAAUGGCCAGAACCCGCCUUCUCCCAGUGAAUGGCACUUGGUCGCGAGGGGGUAGGAUGCGCAGUGACUCCUCCUCGGAAUCGGAUUACGAAAGUAAUGCCCUGGAGGAGGAGCAAGAGGAGGAGGAGGAGGUUCAGCCAUUUGGCAAACCCCAGACCAACGAAAGCCUCGGCACCACAGAGUGGAUGGAUGAGGGUGGUCAGCGAGGAGGCAGGGAGCCCGAGGCGGAGGCCCGCUCCCAGGUAGCCAGCAUGGAGGUCAAGCAGAUUAGCUUUGAUGGCUCCGAUUCCGAUUCCGACUCCGAAUCCAGCCUGCUGGACACCUCCGAGGUCACCAUGGACGAUGGCUAUCCGCCGGAUGUGCAGAUCGAUGACAAGACCAAGCAGCUGGUCAUCGGCGAUGUGGAGGGCGUGGAGGAGACGGAUGAGAACAUGGAGUCCAGCCAGAUAACCGCCGAUGUGAUCAACGCCCGGGACAGCAAGAUCGAUCUGGUGUCCAAGUUUUUGCAGUACAUCGAGCAGCAGCACCUGAUGGGCUCCAAUUGCGUGGCGGGUACCUCCCUGAAUCUCGGCGAGGGCGUGGUCGAUAGGUAUGCCCAGGACAGAUUCCGCGUGGAGGCCGAGGUGGCCGUCAAUCGAGCCAACAUGCUGACCAGAAUCUUCAAGACCACCGGCCGUUCCGUCCAGGAGGAUGUCAACCUGCUCCACGCCUCCGUGCUGUCCAUGGUGGAGUUCGACGAUGAUAUAUUCGCGGCCGGAAAUUGCUUCGAUUGGAAUGAGCAUCCCGCCCAGCCGGGACUCUUCUGUCCCUUUGCCUACCGCCUGCCACCUCCAAAUCUCGGAGCGGUCUUCGCCAAGGAUCUGGCCAUGGAGUACCACUAUCUGGGCAACACCUCCGAGUGGUUCUUCCUGGCCCGCAAGAAUGCCGAGAAGGUGAUAGCCCGCAACGAGCAGUAUCUCAAGUCCUUUCAUCUCUACUCGAACCGCACGGAGGAGCGAAUCGAGGACGACACGCUGGCUGUGAAAUAUGAGGAUGGCAGAUGGUCAAAACCCUAUUACGACUGCGGCGGGGGCAACAUUUGGAUGCUAACCUACACGGUGCCAUUCUUUGGCUACGAGAACGGAACCUAUCACUUCAAGGGCACAUCUGGCAUCGAUAUUGACUUGCGGCGCGUGGACAUCGACCAGUGUCCUCAAAGGCACACUCCUGGAACCAAAAGACCACUGAACAUCUUCGCCGGAACGGACAAAUGCAAGCAGCGCACCACGAUGUGCGAGGCCAUCAUGGGAUUGGGCUUUCGGCGUGGUUCCUACAAAUGCCUGUGCCGCAAGGGAUUCUAUUUCCCCGACAUCGUAUCGCAGCACAAGUUCUUCAACGGCAGCCUGCUGGAGGAGGAGUACGAGAAGCUGAUGCUGGGCAAGAACUCCACGUAUAACAGCAACAGCGAGUACGAGUGCCUGCCCUGCGCCGAGGGCUGUGACUCCUGCGAGGACUCCUCGCCCUGCAUCGCCGCCCUCAACUGGCCGAUGCGCACCAGCAUCCUGGCGCUGGCCUGCAUCGUGAUUGGACUCCUGCCGCCGGCAGCCUGGUUCACCUUCCGCUACCAGCAGGUUAAGGUUGUGAGGGCCGCCAGUCCGGCUUUACUGCGGGUCAUUGCCUUGGGGGCAUUCUUCAUUUACUGCACGAACAUAGUGAUGUAUCCCAAUCCCAAUCUGUAUACCUGCACCGCCCGCAUUUGGCUGCGUGAGAUAGGAUUCUCACUGACCUACGGAGCUCUGAUGCUGAAGACCUGGCGGAUAUCGGUGAUUUUUCGAGUUCGUUCGGCGAAGGCUGUGAAAAUCACCGAUGCUGCCCUGCUCAAGAGACUGGGCAUCAUCUGCGGGGCGAUUGGAACCUGCCUGCUGGUCAGGACCCUCGUCUCCCCACCGGAUGUGGUUGUAGGCCGCACUGCCGAUGAUUUGAAGGCCUUCCUUUGCAAGACCGACUGGUGGGACUACACAUUCACAUCGAUGGAGGUCCUGUUUCUGGCCUGGGGCGUUCGUUUGUGCAUUAUGGUGCGGAAGGCACCCUCGGAAUUUAACGAGAGCCGCUUCAUUUCCAUGGCCAUCUACAAUGAGUUCCUGCUCACCUGCUUCCUCAAUGUGUCCAUGCUCUUCCUGCAGUCGCCGGCCAACCCGGACUUGCUGUACAUCAUCUUCUUUUGCCACACGCAGCUGACUGUGACCCUGCUCCUGGCCCUAAUCUUCGGCAGCAAGGUGUACAUCGUGCUGCGUAGUGGCAAAUCGCAUCAGGAGAACAUCGGCAUGGGCACCAAGGCAUCGGGGGCGAAAUUCAAUUUCCGUCCCCAAGUGCGCACCUUUGCCAAUCCCAGCUCGGUGACCACCUCCACGGUCCCGGUGGCGGGCACCACGUCAGCAGAAACAAAGCUGUCCGACCAGGAGGCGCUGGAGGAGAUUCGCCAGCUGAGCAUGCAGCUGCAGCGCAUCCAGGAGAUGGCUCCGCCCAAGGGCGUGGCGGUGAUGACGAUCUCCAGCCUGCUGGACGGCCUAAAGACCCCGGGCGGCCUAAUGGUGGUGGCGGCGGCAGCGGGAGCCACUGCCCAUGGCCACUCGGCCGCCACCCGCCAAAGCGCCCUGCCCCUCCUGGCCCUAAAUGUGGAGAUGCAGAAGUACAGCCAGCAGAACAACAAUGCCAAUGGGCGUGGCAGUGCCAGGGCCAGUAUUCCCACCAUGGUCCUGGAAACGCCCCCGAGCUCCACGCCCCCCUCGGCGGCCUACGAGGAGCGGGCCAUGAACACGGAGCUGAGCGGCGAUGACUUCCGGGAGCAGCUGCUCCGGCGGACAGCCGAUGGCCACAUCAUCUGCAGUCGCUGCCUGGACGCGUCCAAGGAGCAUUACUACUGCUGUCCACCGCGCAGCGCCUGCGAUCACAUGGGUUCGCCCAAGGACGAGGGCAGCCUGAGCUUCGCCAACAUCAAGCUGGAGUGUAUGUGCUCCCAAUCGGAGGACUUGGAUCAGGUUGAUCCUGGCCAGCGCAGCCAAAGGAGGCCCACAGUGCGAACGGCAGCCACAAAUACGCCGCCAACCAGCUGCAAAAGGCAACCCCGCAAUUUAUUGGAGGCCGAACUCAGCAUUUCGUAUCAAAUUUGUGAUAAUUGUAGAAGUAAGUACAAGCUAACUGGCCGCCGGAGGAGCGGCAGCUACUCGCAGGCCCAGGCGAAUCCGCAGCUUGGCCAGCAGCCGAGUGGCCAGCAGGUGCAUCCCAUCCAGUCCCGCAGCAUCGAGGUCCUGGAUCGCACGACGGCAGCGGAAGUUGAGGGCGAGGGUGCCAGGACCAAGGCAGCCCACUCCACGGACGACAUUGUCCUGUACUCCACGGAGAAGGAGAAGAUCCAUGUCCAGGCUCAGCUGGAGCCCGACUCCCUGGCUGCUCCCUCCCUGGGCAAUGUGUCCAACAACUCGAACAACUCCACCAGCGGCAGUGGAGGAACCAGUCGUCCCAAGAGGCCAGACAAGUUGGUCCUGGAUCUGAACGAUCGGUCCAAGUACACCAAAGAGGUUUCCGUGUAAAGAGAAUGAAUUUUCGCCAGCCAGGCAAAGCUGUUCGGCAAAAGUCGAGAAAACACUGUAAGUUUAGCAGGAUAAUAAAUAAUAUUUAUCUCUGAUAUAGACCGAAUUGGUUAUAAUUUUUGUUUUAAACACCAAAUAUUAUGAAUUAUUAUUCAUUUAUGAUAAUAGAAAAUAUACUCAAAAUUUAUUUAU
Drosophila subpulchrella is the source of this 5102-nucleotide messenger RNA. RefSeq lists its product as uncharacterized. The transcript has 14 exons. The coding region runs from base 579 to 4910 and encodes 1443 amino acids. NCBI's taxonomy places the organism in Eukaryota, Metazoa, Arthropoda, Insecta, Diptera, Drosophilidae. Gene Ontology annotation, cellular component: membrane. Gene Ontology annotation, biological process: G protein-coupled receptor signaling pathway. Gene Ontology annotation, molecular function: G protein-coupled receptor activity. The record is from RefSeq and is a predicted model, not a curated record.